AAAGUACAUUUAGGAAACUGGCCAACAAGUAGCCAGCUGGACUUCAACAAAUACAACCUUUCAGAAAAGAUGGAGCAGGCUAGCUUCCUUCAAGUUGUGGGCAGGCAGUCGAAGAUUUUGGCAGAGUCCUUUGAAGAGCAGGCAAAAAAGACAGAUGUUUCUCAUGUUGCACUGGACCUACAGAACUCAUACCAUACUUUAAAUGAGCCACAGCAUGUCCCAGUUGUCUGCUCAAGUCAGAUUGCUGGUCAUUCCUUUCCUGUUUCAAGGAGAAACAGUGCUGAUGCAUGUAUUGUUUCCCAGACAGCAAUCCCUUGCUUUGCUUUCAAUGGUCCAUACUUGUACAGCCCAGUGAUGUCCUCCCAGCCUGAUAUGCGUCGCACCCUGGAAGUGGACCCAGUGGGAGUUCGUGAGAAAUCAGGUUCCCUUCAGUAUGUGACCCUCCCAAAGGAAGACUGUUCCCAGGCUCCACACAGGCGAGAACAGCCAGGAGCAGGUCCUCCACAGCCCUUCCCGCUCCCCCAUCAGAAGGAAAUGAUGCAGCACCUCAACAAUGAGAAACAAGUCUCACCAGCCCCACCAGCCUGGGGGGAAGGCACAAACAUGAGAACAGAAGAGCAGAAAUCUCCAAAGGCUCUUAGCUGUAUCGCAUCUCCUCAGCAGUGCCCCUUGGAGUACCUCACCCCAGAGAGCCUGUUACUGCCAUCAGCCAGCGACUCCAGCCCUCCGCCACCGGUCGCUGCUGGGGAGUUACCUUGUGAUUCACAGGAGCCCCAGCCCCACAGUGACCACUCUUGCCAUGAGCCUUCUCCUGGGAAAACUGGUGUCAUGGUCCCAGUUUCAGGUCAAGCACCAACCUCUUCUCCUGAAUUGUGUCUGGAUACAUUUGGAGACUAUCUUACUGUCCCUUUAGGUCUCCAUGAACAUUCAGAACCCGCAAAGAUUUCUUUGCCUGUCUUACAGAAGGGAAAUGAUCUUCCUAGAAAGCAGCCUUUGUCAGAGGGUGACUUGGUGGUGUUAAACCCUGACAGCACUGAGCCAGUUUUCCUUUGCCAGGUUGGUGACUAUUGCUUCCACAGCCUAAAAUCCAGUGUGAAGAUGGAUAUUAGUCAGGAAGACCACCAAGUCAAGAAACCUUCUGAAGGCAAGACAACACCUGGAAAGCCUGUAUCUGAUGAUGAAUCCAUCGCUGGCAAGGAAAAGGAUGUAUCAAAAAUGCAGGCUAUUCAGCUUUUCAAAAACCUGAAAUCAGAUGAUUACUUUUCCUGGCAGCAAUCUUUGAGGAUCACAGAAAUCUGUUAA
Messenger RNA from Balearica regulorum gibbericeps (East African grey crowned-crane), 1302 nucleotides. The record is from RefSeq and is a predicted model, not a curated record. Lineage: Eukaryota; Metazoa; Chordata; Aves; Gruiformes; Gruidae.